Messenger RNA from Aspergillus candidus, 1394 nucleotides. RefSeq names its product S-adenosyl-L-methionine-dependent methyltransferase. The transcript is spliced from 4 exons. Gene Ontology annotation, molecular function: O-methyltransferase activity. The record is from RefSeq and is a predicted model, not a curated record. Lineage: Eukaryota; Fungi; Ascomycota; Eurotiomycetes; Eurotiales; Aspergillaceae. The coding region runs from base 57 to 1328 and encodes 423 amino acids.
GCGGAUAUGAUCAUUGACAGGAACUUGGUUGAUUGACUUUGUGCGAUAUUGUCAAAAUGGAUCUCAUCGAGCUCUCAAACACCGUGUCGAAAUCAGCCCGUGUGAUGUCGGGCAUUCUGGAGGAGAACAAACUGAAGCUCUCGCUUGAUCCCCAGUGUCCUGAUCCUAGCCAUUUUGCACUCCCCAACGCGGAGGCCUUCCACGCUGCCCGCACACAGCUCCGCGAUGCGGCGUUGCACCUGGUCGAUCUACUGUCCGGGACCCAGGAGACCCUCCAGGGGAUUCAGUAUAACCUUGUUAUCUCGUCCGCCCUGCAGAUCUCCUGGCGGUUCAAACUGCCCCAGGCGGUGCCUCUCAACGACUGCAUUAGCUACGAGAACCUCGCUGCAAAAGUCGGACUGGACCAGGGUGUGAUCGAAAGAGUGAUGAGGACUCUCAUGACGCGAGGCAUGUUCCACCAACCGGACCCAGACCAUGUCUCUCACUCUCGUCUAUCCGCCACACUGGCCACCGAGCAAUGGCCGGAUGCCCUGUUCAGCAUGGUAUUCGGCUGGGCGACCCCGGCAAUCAUGCACGUGGCGGAUGCGUUGACAAAAUGGGGGUCAAGCCAGAAGCCCAAUGAGACUGGGUUUAACGUUGCCAAGAACACGGACAAGACGAUGUGGGAGCUCUUGGAGCAGGAUCUCGAGGCCCAGAAGAUGUUCGGGAAGUUCAUGAACUUCACGUCUGAUGUGUUCGGGGUCAUUGAUGGUCUGAUAAGUGGGUACGAUUGGGCCGGCCUGGGGGACGCCGUCGUCGUUGACGUGGCGGGCUCCAUAGGGCAUAUCAGCCGGAAACUUGCCGGGCACUUUCCGCAACUCGAGUUUAUCGUGCAGGACUAUGAAGCCGUCUGCCGCCAAGGGGAGGCCAUCUUGCCGGCCGAGCUGCGGGGUCGCAUUCGCUUUCAGCCGCACAACAUGUUCGAUGCGCAGCAGGGGAUACCAGACAAGAAGAUUGUGUACUUUCUCCGCAUGAUCCUGCAUGACUGGAGCGAUCAAGAAUGCUGUCGGAUUCUACGGGCUGUCCUCCCUGGACUGAAACGGGGAGACCGCAUCAUAGUCCAGGAGCAUAUAGUGCCAGACCCUGGGACGGGAUCGCUGUUUGUGGAACAAGUCCUGCGUGGCCUUGAUAUGAAUAUGCUUUCUGCCACCAAUGGUCAGGAGCGCAGCGCAGCCCAGUUCCAACAUCUGGUGCGCAUGGCAGAUCCCAGGCUGAAGGUUGUGAAUAUCACUACACCCACCGGUUUAGAUAUGGGGGUGGUUGAAAUAGCCUUGGAAGAUGGUUUGUAGGGGGUGUAUUGUUGAGAAGUAGUAAUUCAGCGAACAAAAGCUUGGAUAGUCUUACCUCAGUAGGAC